AUGUCAUUCCGCAAGACCGCAACGCAGUCGCAAGCGUCCGCGCUGAAGACCUCCAAGGGAGCCACGACUCCACCUCUCAUCUCUCCCGAUCCGAAGUCCGAAGAACAAGUUCCUGUUCCCCUAGAGAAAUUAAGCAGUCUCUCCAUGCACAUCUGCGACCUGCAAAAUGAAGUCAACACUCUCAUCCAAACGAAAAUACAACAGGCUGCAACAAUCGCUGAACAAGAGACCCGAAUAUCCAAUUUAGAGCUCGCCUUGGCACAUUCAAAUGAGCUCCUCCAUGAGACCAGAUCUAGAAUCGAAGAGCAAGAGGAAAUGCUUCGAAGAGAGGUGAGAGAAAGUUUGUUGGGUGAAACUGAGAGGCAGGAGCAAAAGCUCGAGAGGUUUGACAAGGAGGCGAGGAUACAGGAGAGGGAGAAGUGGUACCGAGCGAGCCAUGCAACUUUUCAAGAGGGGCCGGUGUCGGAUUCAGCAGCAGCGAGGACAGCGAAUUCAGAGACAGCAGAUAAGGAAAGCCAGCCAUUCGCGAAUUCUCUUAGCUCCGGAACAGGCUCUGCUACCUUGUGCUCCAGGACUGAGGAGGUCGGUUGGAACGAGAGCGUUCGAGACCCUACUGUCGAUAUUCGUGAUGACGUUGAAGGCCAGGUCAACCCGCCAGUAUAUUGGAAACAGGACCUGGCUCCCAUCCUGCCCGUUGAGCGAGCGCCCACAGAGCCCCCGAAGAGAAGCGGCAAUCUGGGAAUUAAAUAUGGUUGGAAGGAAAUGAAGCGUAGCGCGGCUGGUCCAGAGAGUCCAAUGACCGGAAUACCAUACGCGACGACGGAAGUCAAUGGCGGUAGCGAGGUCCAUCUGAAGCCAGUGUCAUCAUGUCGGAAGCUAAAGCUGGGUAAAGGAUUCCUUAAAAAGCCCAUGACGUUCAACUGA
Messenger RNA from Lecanosticta acicola, 924 nucleotides. The record is from the annotation of a GenBank genome assembly. NCBI's taxonomy places the organism in Eukaryota, Fungi, Ascomycota, Dothideomycetes, Mycosphaerellales, Mycosphaerellaceae.